Molecule: messenger RNA, 18559 nt
Organism: Nyctereutes procyonoides (raccoon dog)
Lineage: Eukaryota; Metazoa; Chordata; Mammalia; Carnivora; Canidae
Gene: ZNF662
Product: zinc finger protein 662
Exons: 4
Coding region: 1479-2867 (462 amino acids)
Biological process (GO): regulation of transcription by RNA polymerase II
Molecular function (GO): DNA-binding transcription factor activity; RNA polymerase II cis-regulatory region sequence-specific DNA binding
Source: RefSeq, a predicted model, not a curated record
CUCUGCCCCGGGCUCUAGGCCCGCAGGAGGGGCGGCGGGGGCCGUGCGGCGGCCGGGGAGCCGGGGUGCAGCCCCGAGUGCAGGGGCCGGAGGAGCGGGCAGGGAGCGGAAGGAGUUCGACACCCCCCAGACCUGCGCCGGCAGGGGAAGCUCACGUGCGGCUGCACAGGCAGGAGCCCAGCGCGGGCGCAGAGGUGGUCGCAGAGCGCUGUGCGCCGCGACGAACGUCCAGCAUUUCCAGGUCACUGGUUUUUACAGAGCUGGUUAUGUCUGAGGUGGGUCUUGAGAUGAAUCAGAGUUUGCCGGCGCAGGAGGGAGGCACUGGAUCUCCAGGCAGGGGGAGCUGCAGGUGCAAGGGCACCGACUGGGGCAAGGCAAGGGUUUGGGUUUCUGACAGGAUGGUGACAGGAUAGGGGAUGAGGGUGGUGGUACAAGAGAUGAUUCUUGGCAGGUAAGCUGGGUCUCUGCAUAGUGAAUGGAAUCGUCUGCGGUGCAGAGGAUUUGGACGUUUUGAGGUGCAAGUCAAGCCAAAGUCUUUGAGCCCUGGGGUGCUGGGUAAGUCGCUGUGGGGACAUUGUAGGGCAAGGACUGAUUAGUGGCUGGGAAGUAGAAGUCUUGAUGGCUCUACAUUAGCACUGUUUGUGUUCUUAAGGAAAAAGGGAAGAGAAAGGGCAGAAGCUUGGGCUCCCAGAGGUACAGGAAAAGCAGACAUUAAGACUGGGAAGCUGGGAAGAAAGAGUAGGGUGGGGAGUGGCAGAGUGCAGGGAGUAAAGUCAGAGUUUGGAUCUGCCCUUUGGAGUCCGGCCUCCAGGGCAGCCCCAGUGUACUGAGGUGCCCUUAGCUUCCCCUGUGGCUGGUGACAGUGAGGAGGAGGGAGAGAAGGGAAAGAAUCUCACACAGGGACAGCAGGGGUGGCAAGAGUGAGGACCGAAGGCGGCGUGGCACAGUAAAGAAGAGCCAGAGGAGGCAGACAGCCCUGGAUUCUAUCUCCGUUCUGUAACUUUGGGAGCAGUAAAUCUCUGAACCUCAAUUUCUUCUUCUAUAAAAUGAAUCUAAUGCCCUCCUCAGAGGCUGUGAGGCAUACACCAAGUAAUAUAUGUCAAGUGCUUGUCCUGGACUCGAUAGAUGGUAGUUGAACUUGUUAUCAAGGGUUGGUGACCUCAGACAGAGGGCCCACUGCAGGGAAAGGAUGGCUCCUGGAGCACAGAUAGUUGUUUUGGGCAUAAGGAUAAAGAGGGAAAAUUUGUAGAGACUCAUGAAAAAGGUGAGAGGAUGUUGGGAAGUUAAGAUGAAGAGCCAUGAGAAAUUGAUGGCUGAUCCUCUAUAUCUCUGGAAGUGCAGGGUACAAAUCUGCUGAGGGUUCUCUUAGACAUUCAGAAUCCAGAAACUCAACUGGCACGCCCUCCAGUGCCUCUUAGUGCCUGGUCUGCCCCUUACUCCAGGCCUGGGUCUGGGAUUGUCCUAGGGCAUUUAAACACAUGUUGUUUCAGGAGUCAGUGACCUUCGAGGAUGUGGCCAUCUACUUCUCUGAGAACGAAUGGACCGGCCUGGCCCCUGCUCAGAGGGUCCUGUACAGGGACGUGAUGCUGGAGAAUUAUGGGGCUGUGGCUGCCCUGGCAGCAUUUCCAUUUCCCAAACCGGCUCUGAUUUCCCAGCUGGAGCGAGGGGAAGCACCCUGGUGCAAGGCUCCUCAGGGAGCUCUGGAUGGAGAGGGCCCGAGGGGCAUCUCCUCAGGAUAUCCAUUUCUAAAGCCUGCUGGGAUCUCCCAUUUUGAGCAGGUGGAAGAGCCAUUGAACCUGAAACUUCAAGGAGAGGGUCCAAGCCUAAUCUGUACUGAGGGUGUGUUGAAGAGUGAGAAAGAAGAUUUUAUUCUGAAGGAGGGAAGUUUUGAGGAGGCAAAGGACCACAUGGUGCUAUCAAGUGGACCCCGGUGGUGUGGCUCCCAGGAAUUCUGGUUUGGAAAAACCUGUGAGGAGGAAAAAAGCAGGUUAGGGAGGUGGUCUGACUACUCCAAUGGGAGAAGUUUGGAGAACACCGCAAAUGAUAUUAUAGAAGUGAUUGUCAAAGAUGAGAUGGUCUCUGGCGAAGAUAGUUCAGAGAAUGCUGGUGUUAAUAUCCCCCUUGGUAUACAUCAGAAAAUUUUCAGUGAGCAGGUAUUCUAUAUAUGUGAAGAAUGCGGCAAGUGUUUUGAUAAAAAUGAAGACUUUGACCAACAUCAGAGAAUUCAUAAUGGAGAGAAGGUCUAUGGAUGUAAGGAAUGUGGGAAGACUUUCAGUUUUAGAUCACAUUGCAUUGCACAUCAGAGAAUUCACACGGGGGUGAAACCAUACGUGUGUCAAGAAUGUGCUAAAGCCUUCGUUUGGAAGUCAAACCUGAUUCGGCACCAGAGAAUACAUACUGGAGAGAAACCCUUUGAAUGUAAGGAAUGUGGGAAGGGCUUUAGUCAGAACACAAGCCUUACACAGCACCAGCGAAUCCACACUGGAGAAAAACCAUAUACAUGUAAGGAAUGUGGGAAAAGCUUUACUCGGAACCCAGCCCUACUUCGACAUCAGAGAAUCCACACUGGGGAGAAGCCUUAUGAAUGCAAGGACUGUGGGAAAGGCUUUAUGUGGAACUCCGAUCUUGCUCAGCACCAGAGGGUCCACACGGGGGAGAAGCCUCAUGAAUGUACUGACUGUGGGAAAAGCUUCAUCUGUAAGGCACACCUUAUCCGACAUCAGAGAAUCCAUACUGGGGAAAGGCCGUAUAAAUGUAAUGACUGUGGGAAGGCCUUCAGUCAGAAUUCUGUUUUGAUUAAGCACCAGCGGCGCCAUGCUAGAGAGAAACCUUGUAAUUGUCAGAUAUCUCACCUUCUUGAACGUUAGAGAAUGCAUAAUGGUGAUAUUUGUUUAUAAUUCUUAUGCUACAGGAACCCCAGAGACAAAACAAGGUGAUCGUCCACUUUGUUAUAACUUUAAUAGCCAGUAUUAUCUUGUCCCCUCUGAACAGGUACCCUGUACUCUAGUAAGACUGGUCUCCCUGUUCAACCAUGUUCAUGCUAGGCAACUUUUAGUUGAGUAUCUACUCUGUCAGGUACUAUGCUAACCACUUUACAUACAGUCUUUAGUUUUUCUUAAUCCUAUUAAGGUAGGUACUCAUACUCAUUUUACAAAUGAGAGAUCUGAGGUUGAAAGAAGUUAUAAAACUAAUUCAAGGUCACUCAGCUAACAUGUUAUAGAAUUGAGAUUCAAGUAGGUCUAUCUGACUCCGGAGUCUGCUGUUCUCUAUUUGUGCACAUUUCUACUUCUCAAAUUUAUUUGCUCAACUUUCCCUAGGCUAAAAAUUUCCUUCCUCAUCUAAGACCCAGCUCCUUCAAAUGAACAGACCUUCCUCUUCUACUUGUAAUCAGUACUGACUUGUGUGUCCAAAUUGGUAUUUAACUAUGUGCUGUCUUAAUAUUUUUCUAAUGUCUAUGUGUGUUAGUCCAGCUAAAUGGCUCUUUGAGGAUCAAUACUGUAUUUUAAGUUUUUCAAAUUUGGAAACUUAUUUAUUUCUGAGUAGGUAUAAUGUGCUUAUGGUAAAAAAAAAAAAAAAAGUUGCAAUAGUUUAAAAAGGUGUUCAGUGAAAAGUGUAUCUCCUUGUCACUCUUGUCUCCCAAUCUACCUCUUCAGAGACAGCCACUAUUACUGGUUGUGUCUUCCUGGAUAUAUUCUUUCUAUGUGUAAGUACUUAUUAAUACUGCUUUCAUAAGUCUACCUUAUUGAAAGCCAUAUUUGAUGUAGAUGACAAUGCGGUUACAUUGCCAACCCCAGAAUUUCUCUUCCUCAGAAGUCAUGGUCCACCUUGAGGUCACCAAGGUAACUUAAGAAAGUAGCAGAGGGUAGUCUGGAGGUGCAGUCUUGGGAGACCUGAUUUCCCCUUGUGUUAUAAGAUAGUACUCUGGGACUGGGAAAAUGUAAACCGAGUGGGAGAUUUUUUUGUUUUCUUGGGUUUGUUUUCCCAUAAAAUUUUGUAUAGCUACAAUACCUCUCAUUCCACUAUCCCAAAUCCCUUUCCAGUCUCUUCUCAUCAUGAUAGCCCACAUUCCAGAGUAAGCUGUAUUAUUAGAGAAUGGUACUGACCAUCUUCAAGGGUUAGAGAAACAGAGGCCCUAUUCAGAGAAGAAUGCUGGCCAAAACAGAUGAAACAUACAUUCCAGACUUCACCUUGAGAGCUAUUUUUCAGCUUCCAGUUUGCCUCUCUGCUAAUUAGACAUUCUACUUUAGAAGCUCCCAGCCAGAUAAUAUAAUUGCUGACUAAGGAGCAAGGAAGAGAAGCCAGAGGCUGGCUUGGAUUAAACCACAUACAUAUCUCUAGGGCCCCUGAUUGCUGAAGCCUAAAUCUAUGUAAUAAGGAGAACUUGGCUUAGCAUACUCCAGUUAGGGUAACCUCUCGUAAAACCUCUCUAUUUUGUACUAAAUAGAACCAAGAAAUGGAAAUGAGUGAUAUGAAGGGUAUUUGGGGGAAGUUUAUUAAGCAAAUAUCACUGAGCACCUGCUUGUAUGCAAAGCACUAUGCGAGGUGCUGAAUAAACAAUAGUCAGAACUGCUUCCUGCCUUUCUAGAAUAUUAAUCUAGUGAGAGAGAUUAUGAAGGAAUGAAUGGUACAGAGAGGGAAUGAUGGAGAGGGAGCAUCUUUAUAUAAAUAGGGAAGGUCUAUCCUAAGAGGUAACAUUAAAGCUAAAUCUCAGAAUGAGAAGAAGGCACAUGUAUCAAUAAUAGGGGAAGGAAGAGGGAACAGCUCUGCAGACUGAUGUGUGAAGGGUUUGGCAUGUUCAAGAAACCAAAAGGUUUUGGGUAUAACAAUGAUCAAGGGUAUUGAAAGGCACAAGUUAGGUUUGUAGACAUAGGUGGACCAGAUCAUUUAAUUCCAUCCUAAAUGAAAGGUAUUAAAGGGUAUUCAGUGGAGGAAUGACAUGAUUGAUUCACAUUUCACAAUGAUUGCUGCCUGCUAAGUAGACAAUGGUUUGUAAAGGGAGGAAAGUGAAAGGAGAGAUCACAUUCGAGACUGCUAGCAGUCCAGGUUGGAGAUGAUAAUGGCUUGGAGUGGGUGGUAGUAGUAGAGAUGGAGAGGAAAUGUAUUUAAGAUAUAGUUUAGAAAUCAAAUCAUUGACCUGCUAACAGUGGAUAUAGGAGUAAUAGGAAUUAGGGACAGCUUUUGGUUUGUGGUCUGAGGAGCUGAAUUAGAGAGCAGACCAGUUACUGGAAUGGAUAACACUGGAAUGGAAAUAGGUUUGGGGAAGGAGAAAUCUAGAACUCUGUUUUGAAUUAACAUUUGAGGUAUGUGUGAGAUAUACAAGUAGACAUUUCAAGUGGUGGUUGUAUAUAUGGACUAGCGCUCUGGGUUAGUUAUAGCUAGAGCUUUGCACCUGGGAGUCAUCAGAUGAACAGAAGGUAUUUAAAGCCAUGGAAGAAAUGAAUGAAAUCACCUGGAGCUGCACUAUCCAAUAUAGUAGCCACUGGUCAUUUGUAGGUAUUUAAAUUAAAUUUAAAAUUUAGGUUCUUCUACUGACCAGAUUUUAAGUGCACAAUAACUAUAUGUGGCAGUUGGCUACCGUAUUGGAUAGUGUAGACAUAGAACAUUUUCAUCAUUUCAGGAAGUUCUUUCAGACAGUACUGGCUCCAGAGAGUAUAGCAAAACAUGAGGACCCAAGAUAGAGUCCUAUGAAACACCAAUUUAGUAUUUAGAGAGUUGGACAGGAGGAAGGCCAGGAAGAGAUACGAAGUGCAGUCAAUAUUAUGAGUGGACACAUGACACAGGCACAGUUGAAAUAGGGUUGAAUGAACUAAGCUACAGGAGGUGAUCAUUAAAAUCCUAAAUAUUAAUAAGUCCCCAGGAUGUAGAUAAUAUGUAUGUUAGGUGAUAUCACUAUCUUAAAAUGGGAGAGAGAGAAUGAACAGGAAGAAGAAUAUAGGAAUGGAACUAUGAAACAGUUUGGACUUACAGAGGAGCAUCAUGGAAGUUGACCAACCCUAGGAACUCUCCCUCAAAGAUGAAAAUGUUUGUAGGUGAAAAAUGACAAGACAAAUUUUAGGAGUAUCACAAAGAAUUAUCAAAACAUAGCAAAAUAUACAUAUUUCAGAGAGAUUAAGAAAUAGCAUGUAGAAAUGGAUGUCCCCUACCAAGAGAAUUCCUAACUGUCUUCCUUACCAGAGGCCUAGAGACAGGUACUUGAAAGCCCAUAUCAAAGACCAUAGUCUGUGAUGAAGGAAUUGUAAAAUGGAAGACCUUCCAGUUUGUAAUGACACUUUCCACACAUCUCAAAGUCAGAAGAGGAAUGAAAUUAAUACUUCCUAAAUUUUGGAGAAAUAUAAAAGAAAAAUUAGAAACUUAAUUUCUAAUUUACAAUUAGCAAUAUAAAUAAAUUGCAAUUGGCAAUAUAUUAAAAUCAAAGUUGAUUAUGGUAAAAUUUUGUCUUCAAAAUUUUCAGAAGUAGGAUUGGAAAGUGAGGAAAUAUAAAAAUAGUGUAUAGAGUUAUUCAUAUUGUGGAAAUCAGCUGGCCUGCCCAGAAUCUCUUGGGGGAAUGAAUAAUGAAAUCCCUCAGAGGUACCUACAGAGUUGUCUUAGAAGCAAUUCAGUUGCAAAACAGUGUCUGCAAUUCUAAGCUUGUCUUUGUCAUGGCCAAGUCAGGGUUCUGUAUUACUCAUCUCUUAUUUGGUUCCCAGCAUCCAUUCUUCCCUCUGCAGACAAAACCCAUAUAUUCUUAGGGAAAGUAUCGUUUCUUAGCCACCUGACUUGGCUUCAGUCCCAACUCUAUAAGCCCAUGUCCAUCACCUUGUCCUAUUUGGUCACAGAGCCAAUGAGCUAUGAGGAGAUAUUUACUGGGUCUUCUGAAAGAGAGAGGCUUUUCUUUGACAACAACCAAAGGAGGCAUUCUCUGUCCUCCAUAUGAUAUCUAGGAAGAUACGAGACCUGGAACUAGGGUAACACUUCUUUUCUGUUAAAAGGGAAGGUGAGGGGGAGUCUAGAGCUUCCUGGUGUUAGCCUGUGGGGCCUGAGGAUGAAGCCAAUACUGAAGAAGAUAGUGGCAAUGCAGACAAAAACUGGGUCCCUGGUGACAUUGAGCCAUUAGCCCAAGCCUUACCUGAAAUAGACUUACCUCUGGACUUUUCAGUUAUGUGAGCCAAUACAUAUCCUUUAUUAAACUAGUUAGAUUUGGGUUUUCUGUCAUCUGUAACUUAGUCAUAUUGAUACAGGCUUGUAUUUGAAAGCCUGGCCUCUUAUACAGCACCUUAAUGUUACAUUUUCUCCUGUUUAGUAGUCACAUGAGCUGCUUAUUUGUAUCUCAUCUCAGUUGCUUGGAGCUUGAGUGGCUAAAUAGCCAACUCUCAUGCCUUAAACUUAAUUUCAUGAAUACCACCAGACUUAUUUGUCAUGUCUUAGCAUACCUUCCAAAUGUGGAUAUAAUACUCUCGGUUCCAGAUUCUCUAGUAGAUAACUUCCUAUCUCUGAUGUAUUUUCUAGACCCGCCCCCCCCCGCCCCCCGACCUAUGUGAACUUGAGGUUUGCCAUGUCACCUCUAUUUUAAGGUGGAUUCUUGUGAAAUAACAAGGUAUUUUUCAUAUUCACUAAGGCUUUGUUUUAGUGAACAGUGUUCCAGUACUAUUAAGAGGUACAGAGUCCCCUAGAGCAUGUUCUCUGAAGGUGAAAGUCAUUUCUCUGCUGAGUAAUUGAGAAAUGAGCAAAAAGAGAAAACAAAAAGAACUGGCUUUGAACCCCGCUCCCCAAGAAUAGAACUAUAUUUCUGGUGUAAGUGAUACAGGUGUUGGAGAUAAGCCACUGUAUUUUUCAGUCUCCACCCCCGAUUACAGGCUGGACUAGUAUGCUUAGUAUGAAAGAAGCAUGAGACCCAUUCUGAUCUCUAGUAUAUUGGACCCACUAAAGCUGAUAAAAAGUUAUUUACUUAUUUUCAAGUAUAUAACAAAAUCUUAUUUGUUGAUAAUAUAAAGAGAAAUGAGAAAGAAUUGGUGUGAGAAAAGAAGCCAAAAUGUAAAUUUGUCUGGCAAUCAACUGUUGUCCCAGGUGGUGUCCUAUACUAUAGAUUAUUCUUCCCUUCAGAUGUGUUUCCUGCCCACCAAAAGCACCCUAUGGAGAGACAGACAUAGGCUUUUGACUCUGCCCCAUUCUCUUUGAGAACAUAGUAAUUCUGAAUGCAUGGAAUCUAACCACCAGGCCCCAAGGUUAUUUUAUUUUCCUGGGAGACUCAAAGGAUACUCAUGCCAAAGGGGCUAAGUUCCUCUGAUGUAUCAGUCCUGGAGGUGGCAAAUCAGAUUCCCUGAUGUUCCUUUGAAAAAUGCAAACCUUUAUGAAGAGGAAACUAGAGAAGGGAGGGAGAGUAGAAUAUGCUGGAAACUGGUAGCAAAAAACAUAAAAGAUAAAAACCCCAGGAUGUAUACAGUGUAAAUAUUCUGAAAAGGUAACAGAUACACCUGAGGGAAGCCACUCAUGAUGGCAUUAAUAAAGAAACUGAAAAUCAGCUGACAGCGUACAUAAGACAUAGGGACAAUCUAUUCAUUCUUUUCAGCUUCCAUGGCUUUAUUUCAUAUAAUUACCAUCUCAGAGUUUUGUGAUAGCUAUUGUCUUUUCAAUCCUCUAAGAUCAAGAAAAUGUUCUUAAAAUGAAAACCUAUUAUAUCACUCUCUUUCUAUAAGUCCUUUAAUUAUUUUUCUGUUGCUUAAAAAGCAAAGCCCAAGUUCCUUUGGUGAAUAAUCAAAAUUGUAUUACUGGUUUGUUUUAAUUGAUGGUUUUACUGUAUCCCCCAUCAAUCUCCAACUUAGAUCUCAGCUACAGCCAUAAUUUUUAACCAUGUUUUGCUUUUUCAAGGAAUGAGGAAUAUAUCUGUGUAGGUCAGCUGGAGGUGAUUGUGCUCCCCUUCCCUAGACAAUUUGGCAAUUAGAGAAAUUUUUUGUUGUCACAGUUGAGGAUUGGGCUGCUCCUGGCAUCUGCCGGUAGAAGCAGGCAUGCUACUAAAUAUGCUGCAAUGCACAAGGCAUUCCGCCACAACAAAGAUUAUCUGACACCAAAUGCCAAUAGUGCUGCCUUUAGGAAAAUCUUGUACAGGCCAACCUCAUCUGGAGGUUUGUUAAUCAUUUCUUUGAUCCUUUAAAAACCUGUUCAACAUAAAGAACAUACCAGAAUAGAAACACAGAUUUAUUAAGAGGAAGACUUUUUGCCUACAGUGGGUGAUCAAGUCAGUUGCAAAAUUAGCUGUGCUCUGCCAGCCUGCAAAGCCAAUUUUCUCCUCUAGGUCAAAGAGUGCUGGAGCUAGAAAUGAGUAUAUUCAAAAGGUGCCAGGAAAAAAAAAAAAAAGGUGCCAGGAACACCCUCUGCUGGACAGAGGUAAGACUGCUCUUGUUCUAAGCACAGGCAACUGAAAUAGGAUGGAAAGGCAUAGACUCUGCCUCUCCUCAAGUUCUUCAUGUUUCUCUGGAGUCAAUGUUUAAAAUAUAAUUGCUUUAGUGGAGAUCUAGGAGGAUGGAACAAAAUCCUAGUUCUGUGGCUUAAAGACUAAAACUACAAGGUUAGGAGGCCCAAUUCAGGAUCUUAAGAAUAUCUCUGGUAGAACUGAAUAACUGAUAGAUGCCCUUUCCUUCCCUGCAACUGAUAAUGUAGUGGACUUGAUUGGUUGCUGCUCUGGCCUCCAUCCUCCCCUUUCUUCUUUUUAAUAAAGGCACUCACAUUUCACAGCCAUAUAGGAUAGUUUAACUAUACUACUGGCUAACAGGAUGGGACCUGACUGGCUUAAAUCAUUUGGAAUAAUGCCAUUUCCUUUGCUACAUUUAAUGGUUGUGACUUAGGUUGAUCCAAACAGAGUGGAGCUCAGGACUUUUGAAAAUAGCUUCAGGGGGAGAUGCCCUCUCUUGGAUUUAAAUUGAGAAGCAUAUAGCCAUGGCCACGACCACCCUAUAUAGUGUCUGUGCAAACUGCAAAGAAAGUAUUCCUGUGGACAGUUGAAGUAUUUUUUUCAUUUAUAGUUUGUGUUUUUGUGUGUAUCAUUUAAGAAAUCUUUGCCAUACCCAAGGUAAUUAACAUUUUCUCCUGUUUUCUUCCACAUGUUUUAUGGUUUUAACUCUUACAUUUAAGUCUAUAAUACAUUUCAAGGCAAUUUUUUGUAUGGGAAUGGGCUAAGAUUAUUUUUUGGAUUAACUUCAAUUUUUCUAGAACCAUUUGUUGGACAGAUUAUUUUUCCCAUUGAACUGCACGGUCACAAUCCUAUAUAUGAAUCUAUCACCAGACUCACUGAUUUGUCUGUCUUGAUGCCAAUACAAUAUCAUCUUCAUUACUAUUAUCUUUAUAACUGUUGAAAUCCGGCAGUGUAAGUCUUCCAAUUUUCCCCCUAAGGUUAUUUUGGUUUUUUAUCAUUCCUUUGCAUUUCCAUAUACCUGUUAGAAGAAAUUUGACAAUUUCAACAAAAACAUCUGCAGGGAUUUUGGUUGAAUCUGUAAAUCAAAUAGGCAGUAUUUUGGAUUUUGAUCCAUGAACACGGUAUAUCUAUGUAUUUUAAUUUUGUAGUUUUUCUGUACAGGUGUGGUACAUCUUUUGCCAAAUUUAUCUCUAAAUAUAUAUUUAGAAGCCAUUGUAAGUAAUAUUUAACUUUCAAUCUCCUCUUUGCAGAAUAUAGAAAUAAAAUAGAGUUUUAAAUAUUGAUCAGAACCCUGAAAUAUUGGGCUAACUGCCGAGGCAAACCCAUCAGCCCCAUUAAAAUUCCCAUCAUGACCAUGAAUUUUCUAGGCGCAGAAGGAAAUUGGUUGGGAAGGAACUGGACCUGAUUCCGGCUGGGGAUGCGCGCAGCAUUGUGGGCCCCACUGCUCAUUGGUCUAGGUGGGCCCCACGCCUCCACCCGGUAUUCAACGGAAUGAAUAGCUCUACCUCUAAUUCUUGUUUUAGACAUCUGCCGCCUCUCUGGGGAAGCCAGUUAGAGAAGCACCCCUGUCUGGGUGUCUGGGAACCUAGAAUCAGAACUGGGAGAGAAGAUGGGAGGAGCAGACAGUGCCUGCUCUUUUCCUCCGGUUAGUCUCCCAGGGUCUGAAGGAGGAACCACCUAGGUGUGGGUCUCCAAGGUUCCUAAGAGAGAACCGGAGGGAGGUUAGGGUCGGGCUGGUCAUGGUGACAAUGCAUUUCUGGCACAGCAUGUUUUUCUUUUAGGCGGAGGGGUUUUGUUUGUUUUGUUUUUUUAAGAUUGCAUUCAUUUAUUCAUGAGAGACACACACAGUGAGACAGAGACAUACACAGAAGGAGAAGCAGGCUCCCUGCCUGGACUCCAUCCCAGGACCCGAGCCAAAGGCAGAUGCUCAACCACUGAGCCACCCAGGUACCCUUGUUUUGUUUUUUAAGUGUGAGGGUACCAUUUGAAUAUUGACUCUUGCUGACCACAACUUAUGUCGAGAGAAAAUCUGUAGGCCUGGAGCGGAGCCCAAGGUGAGCAGUCCGGUUGGUCCUGGAAGGAUGGGAAGGACUCUGUACAGAGCCCGACUUUGAUAGUCGCUUUGGUCGUGACUAGAGAAGGUAUUGUGAGACCUGGAGUGCUGGCCAGACUUGCACCCCCCACUUCCAGCUUUUCCACCACAUUUGUCUAUUUUCCUGUAAGGCGUUAGGACAGGGGGCGGUUCGGACAGCCCCAUAAGGAUAUCACCAUCCCCCUUCUAGGCUAAUCCAGCCGCGGUGGAUAUGCUUGUCCUCUCCCUCCGUGCUUGCAUCUGGGCUCUAGAAACACCCAUCUCUCUUAGAAUGCCCAACCCCAGGACCCCGUUCAUUUUCAGGUGGACCUAGAAAAUUGUAAACACUUAACUCCAUUGGUAUGGCUUUUAGCCCACACCAAAAGCUUGUAACUGUCCAUGGAGCAGCCAAAGGGUCUAGUACAUUGCAGUUUGGGAGUUUUACUCUAAGAUGGAACUUGCUUCUGAAAUAUUGGGAUGACAGUAAGGAAUUCUUAUUUUUAACAUCUGUCUGUUAACCCUGUUCAUUGCAUCCUCUUUUACCUUGUGUCGUAACAUUAAAGUUCUGAGGAUUCAGACCUAACUGGGGUUUACAAUCAGCCUCUGUUCAUGAAGUAACUUGGGUUGCAACAGAUUUAUCUGAUAAUAUCAACGCUUGAGAUUUUUAAAAAGAUCUUAUUUACUUAUUCAUGAGAGAGAUAGAGAGAGGCAGAGAUGUAGGCAGAGGGAGAGAGAAGCAGGCUCUUCACAGGGAGCCUGAUGUGGGACUCGAGCCCUGGACCCAGGAUCAUGCCCUGAGCCAAAGGCAGCCACUCAACCGCUGAGCCACCCAAGUAUCCCAAUGCUUGAAAUUAUUUUAUGGCUGACAUCAGAUUCUAGAAAAUGUUCUGGGUUAUUUAGGAAAACUUUAAGUCUACUAUAUUUCAGAUAAGUCACAUAGGGCUUUAAUAUUUUUGAAGCCUAUGUUUUUCAACAACCAUUUACUUGAUCUGACCUUUUUGAAGGUUUCUUGUGAGAUUGUGGAAGUCCCAAUCUCCAUGAAAUACCUCCUAUAUUGGACAAGACGGUACAAAAAUCCAGUAACACCUUGAUUUAAGAGAAACAGAACACCCAUGUCCAAGGAAUACCCUAAUUACUCAAUUUGCAGGGAAUUACUACUUGUGUUAAUAUUGGAUAGAAUACCUUUCAUAUUAGCUCUGCAUGUGAGGAUGUAACAUUGCCUUUUCUCUUAUGUCCUUCAAUUCAUAAUUUUAACUACUCUGUUCUUAUUAUAGUCUUUAUACUCACAGAGGUGUAGUGUUUAGCAUCAUCUGACAGCCUUUCCCAUGACCUACAUGCCUGGCUUCCUUGACCUUCCUGAAGGGCUUUAGCAUCAGAAUGCCAUGGACUUGGGAAAACAGAACUGAGAUUGGUUGUGGGAUUUGUCUUGUCUGUUCAUGUGUGAUGUGUGAGCAGGACAACUGGGUAUGGUGAUAGCAACCAUCUUGCCUCAAACCAAACCAGUUAAAGUGUAAAGAUUUACCAGUACAUGUAGUUUUGGUAUGUAUGGAAUCUCUGAUCUAACCAGUGGUACCUGCUGUAUUGCAAGUAUUGUCUUUAAUGGGCAUACCUUGCAGAACCAACCCACUGUUUUCCAAUGAUGAACUAAGUAGCUGACAGAGUGGGGUUUGGAAAUCAGUUAUGAAUAUAAUACUGUAAUACUUGGGAUAUGCCUUGUAACUUGGUAUGUAAUUGAAACAUGGCUGCUAUUCAAUUUUUUUUCAACUUACCUUCUUCCCACCCUUGCCAGAGCUAUACAAUUAAUGAAGCGUCUUAAAAAUAAUCUAUAUAUCUUAGAUAAAACAGUAUUAGGGAGUCUUAAAAUCUUAUUGGUAAAUUAUCUCCAAGUCUUGUUUUGGUUUACUUCAUUCGAAUUAUUGGCUUUUAUUGCUGAAAAGGAAUUUUGAAGUUGCCUAAUCCAACUGUCUUAUUUCUAUACAGCAGAAAAGCAGAGGUUGAGCGGGACUUUUUCAAGGUCUUCCAGUGUUUGUGUGCAUAUAUAGUAAACAUUUUCCAAUCUCCGGCAUGGGGAUUCUAGGGAACUUUAUUCAUAGCUUGGGGCUCCAUUUUUCUUUUUGGUAUAUAAAUCCUCUAUCCAUCCCUCACCCCGGCCCCUGUCUCCUUUCCUGGCUAUUCUCCUGUGAUUAUGGAUCUGGAUUCAUGGAAUCUACAGUUUUCUCAGGCUCCUUCCUAGAAUAUCUGCUUGGUCUCAGCAUUUUGAUCUGUGCCUGUAAUCUUCCUCUUGCGAGCAGAGAAUUAUGCUGCCCAAUAUAAACAAUGUUAAUAUUAAAAGCAGGACCUGGGGUAGCAGUUCUACACAAGAAAUUGUGGUCAGUCCCAUCUUGCUAAUGUAUCUUUCUGUGCCUUAAGUUCCUGAGAGCUUUUCUGCAUAAGAGGAAUUAAAUAAGCUAGGGAAUACACCCCUUAUAGCUUAGCCUCAGGUGAGCUUUGGUUUCUUUGAUCUUUUGUCCACUUGAGUUUUGGGAUAAACCAAUGCAGGCACUUCAGUGAAACUGUGUCUGAAGGUGAAGAUGCAUCUAUCUGUAUUCACCAGCAGAGUAACCUCUGAGAGAUUUCAGAUAAAAUAAGAAAGAUAGGAGAAGGUGUACACCUGGCCUGAGAGGACAGGAUGAAUCCUGGGAGUGGGGCAGUGGCAGCAAGAAUUACCCUCAGGACAUGGAAAUACGGUUUAGCCCUUGAACAAUGCAGGAGUUAGGGGCACUGGUCCCUGCAGUCAAAAAUUCAUGACUCCCCUAAAACUUAACUAAUAAUAGCCUACUGUUUACCAGAAGCCUUGUCAAAUAGGGGGUAUAGCUCAGGGGUAGAGCAUUUGACUGCAGAAGCCUUGUCAAUAACAUAGUAUAUUAACACAUAUUUUGUAUGUUAUACAUAUUAUAUGCAGUAUUCUUACAAUAAAGUAAGCUAGAGAAAGGAAAAUGUUAUUAAGGAAAUCAUAUGGAAGAGAAAAUACAUUUAUAGUACUGUACUAUAUUUAUUUUAAAAAUCCAUUUAUAAGUGGUCCCAUGCAGUUCAAACCCCUGUUGUUCAAGGGUCGACUGGACUUGAAGGGCAGGCACAAACUAGUUAUGGAGACUCAUUCCCUUAUUCUAUUUUGUUAUUCUACUAGCUGACAUUUGACUAUACUGGCGUAACACCAAAAAUGUGGGAGUGUUUUAACCAACAUGUAUAGAUUGUGUAAUUGAUGUUUGGCAUCCAUUGAUCACAACGCCAAACUAAUAAGCCAGAGUUGUUUACAUCUCCCCUGUUGUCUAACUUUCAUGGGUGUGCAGGAAUCAUGUUACAAAUGCUCCAACUACAGACUCAAACAUCUGUGUUUUGCUUCCUGCCCAGUAGACCAUACCCACCUGACAGCUUCCCACCACCAUAGUAAUAAAGGCUUUUGCCUAUGUUUGCUGCUCACUCCUUUUCCUGACCGACCCUGGUACUUCCCCAUGUGGCUCUGUGUGGUGUGGCAUGCCACCUAUCUUUUCAGGAGUUAUAAAUAAUAAAUUAUUCUUUCAAAUGCAGUUAUAUCCUUUCCUUUCACCUUCCUAUACCUGAUUUUUAAAAAUCCUGAGUACAUUUUAAACACAGGAUGAGCCCCGCAAUAUAUAAAUUUUUAUGCCAAGUCAUGGCAAAUGCCAUGAAGGAGAAUAAAACAGGGAAAAGGUAUAGCAAAGGGUAGAUAGAGUGACUGGGGACAGAUUCCAGUGAAGGGACAUUUGAACAAGAGAUCAGACUAAAAUAGGGAUCAAGAUGUCCUGAUAUUUAGGAGCAUAGCAUUGUAGGCAGAGGGAAUAGCAAAACACUAAGGACCUGAGGCAGGAGAGAACAUGUUUGGAGUGUGUAAAUAGGAAGGCAGUGAGGCAGCAUUGCUUAAGAGUCGGGUGGCUUCAGAGCAUAGGAGGUGGACUGAUCUCCCCAAAUUUCUCUGUUGAAGCUCUAACCCCCAGUACUUCAGAAUGUGACUGGAGAUGGGGUCUUUAAAGAUAUAACUAAGUUAAAAUGAGGUUGUUAGAGUAGGCCCUAAUCUAAUCUGAUGGGGGUCCUUAUAAGAAGAGAUUAGACACAGAUACCAGGAGUGCACAUGCACAGAGGGACAUCCAUGUGAAGAGGCAUGGGAGGAUGGCCAUCUACAAGCCAAGAGGUCUCAGAGGAAUCCAACCUACCGGUACCUUGAUCUUGGAUUUUUGGCCUCCAGAACUGGAGGAAAAUAAAUUUUUAAGUCACCCAGUCUGUGGCAUUUUGCUAUGUCCUAGAGAGAACUCACUGGAGAAAAGUCCUAUGAGUAAGGAUCAUGGCAAAGACUUUGCCUUCAACUCUACUUCUAUUCAGACACUUCACUGAAACUGAAGGCAGAGAUGCAUUCACCUGUUUUCACCAGCAAGGUGACCCCUGAGAGGACCCACCACAGGGGAGCAGUCCUAUAUGUGCAAAGAAUGUGGCAGGGCCUUUAGCUGCAGCUCCCAUUGCACUGCACACCAGAGAAUCCACAACAGGAGAAGCCUUCUGAGUGUAGAUGUGGCAAAGUCUUCAGCUUCAGCCCAGGACCAGCAAGUCCACACUGGAGAGAAAACUCUCAGAUGCAGGGACUGUAGCAAGGCUGUCAGAAAAUUACCUGUCUUCUAAUUCAGAGGACAUCUACUGGAGGAAAAUCCUUUGCAGGUAAUGCAUGUAGUAAAGAUUUUAGUUUGAACUCACAGCUCAUUCACCACCAAGUACUGCAUGCUGGGGAAAGAUCCUACCUUUGCAAGAAGUGUGGGAAAGGCUUCCCUCAGAACUCACAUCUUCAACAGCACUAGAGAAAGCUUAUCAGUGUAAGGACUGCAGCAAAGCCUUCAAGCAGAAAGUCAGCUUGAAUCCACAUCAGUGUAUCCACCCUUAGGCAAAACCCCAUGAGUUAUGAGAAGAGCUUCAGUAAGAGUUCACAAUGAAGCAAGACCAGAGGCUCCACAUUGGAGAAAAACACUAUGAAUGUAAGAAAUGUGGGAAGUCUUUGUUUGGAACUCAAAUUUUAUUCAUCAUUGGAGAAUUCAUCCUGGAGAGAAAUUUCUAAAUGUAAUCAUUUUUUUUUUUAUGUAUCCCCCCAAGUGCAAGUUAGCAGGCCCUCCCCUUCUUGCCUUGACAAUCCCAGUCCAGCUGUACUUUCUGCCCCUCCCCAGAGUACUCUUUCUGCUCCAGCCAUUCCUUUCUGUUCACUGUCUGCAACACAUACUGUUUCAUUUUCCACCUCUGAGCCUUUGCCUUUUCUGCUCCGCCAGGUACCCUCUAUCCACUUCUGCCCCUUUCUUUGAUCCUACCUAGCCUUGAGACCUUUUGGAACUUAUCACUCUGUUGCUGCCUCUCUUACCACAACCUCUUUCAUCUCUGUUUUCUUAAAGAAACAUUUAUUCUAUUUAAAAUUUACAUGCUAGAUUUUUUUAUUGUUGUUUUGUAUUUUUGUUUUUAUUUUCCCUCCAGUUGACUCAAUGUCAUUUCCAACUCUGCAGUGGUAAGCUUCUUCAGAGCAGGAUAGGUCAGGAAGUUGUGAUGUCCCCAAAGGAGAUAAAUGAAUGGAGUUGUACAGUUGCUACGGUUGAAGAUUGUAUCAAUCUGUGUCCAAUAAGGAGACAGAAACUCAGUGAUUUUAAACAAGCAAGAUUUAAUAAAAAGAAUUAUUAUUAUUAUUUUUAGAGAAAGAGAGACAGACAAUGAGUGGGGAGGAGCAGAGGGAGAAGAAAGAGAGAAUCUUAAGCAGGCUCCACACUCAGCAUGGAGCUGGAUGUGGGGCUCAAUCUCAUGACAUAAGAUCACGACCUAAGCCCAAACCAAGUGUCAGCUGUUUGACUGAGCCACCCAGGUGCCCUAAUAAAAAGAAUUAUUAAGUUAUGAUGAAAGAGCAGCCUAUUAAGAUGUAAGAGAAUGCUAUAUGGUACCUUAGGGCUGAUGGAGUUACCAAAGGAAGGACAAAUUUAGAAGGGAGUUUUCUCCCCAAGGCUGAGGUGCAAACCUUGUUGGAGAAGGUAUAGCUGUACUCCACUAGGUGGCAGAGUAUUAUCUGGUUUGCUCAGGCUAGCACUGGUUUAUAGUUGGUGGGCAAGCAAGAAAGAACCCUCUAGGGCAUGAGUAAUCUAUAGUCAUUGCAUAGGUACACAGAUGGCACCAUUGUGGGCCAGAGUACAUUGUGUUCACAUUGGGAGAAUCACUAGGGACAAAUCUGGGGUGGAGAUGUUUACUGAAGAUUGACAUGUAUAUUGAUGAUUAGGAUUAGGAUUGAAUACACAUUGAAAUAGUUAUGAUCACCAGGCAUAUAUGCAAAGAAGAAAGUGGCUACCUGGACUCAUAAAGAUUACACUAAUAUUUGCCAUUGAUAUGUGUCAGUAAAUGAGUGUUUGACUUUCAGAUUUAUUUAUCUAUGACAUGUGGUUUAGCCCUCUGAGAUUGUUCAUCUAGUAUGAAUUUUCUUGAAUACCAUGAGAAAAAUUAUCACAGGCUUGCACAAGUUAUGAAAGCAAAAUGUUUCUGCCAUCUCACUAUCUCAAGAUAUCAUACUUUCAUUUUUUAAAAGUCUAUGUUUAGUCCUUGUCCCAUGUAUAUACAUAAUUUUUAUGAUCUUAAUCAUAACAAAUUAAUUUUUAAUAACUAUUAUCUUAAGCAACUUCCCUCUUCCCAUUUGCGUAUGAUUUUCAUGAUUACUAAUUGUCAGUGAGUAGCUGUAUCUUUAUUAUCUAUUCCCCUCAUCAAAUGUUAAAUUAAAAUUUUGAGCAGUGGCUUUGUCUUAGUCUUUGUUUUUUUAAUUCGACAGCCAUCAUAGUGUCCUGUACCCUAUAGGCAGUAACUUCUUGUUUUUCGAAAUAGUUUGAUGGACAUUUAGGAUAAUUCUUGUUGUUAGCUCUUAAUAAUAAUGUUGCUAUAAUCAACUUGGUGAUUUUCUUCUUUUUUAUUAUUUCCUCGGGAUAAAUUGUCAGGAAUGAGAAUACAAAUCCAAAAGUAUGAAGAUUUUUGGUUUUGAAACGUCAUCAAAUAAUCAUUAUAAAAAUUCAUACGGGCUCUCUGCAUGGAGCCUGCUUCUCCCUCUGCCUGUG